AUGGCCUCUGGAUACGGCUUGAACGGGGGCCCGUCCCGAUGCUUUCCCUUCUGGCAGGAGCUUCUCUCCUGUUACGUUGUCAACAGCUCCGAUGAAGACGCCUCGGGCAAGAAGAAGUGCGUGCCCGCCAUGGAGGACUACUAUGAAUGCCUACACCACAGGAAGGAGGCUGCGAGAGUGAAGAUGCUACAGGCUGCUUACCGACAAUCCGAGGCCAAGAAACUGCAGGAGAACCCCCCAACGGCUGGCCAAAUACGGAAUCUCGGGUUGUUAGACAAGGAGGACGACACCAAGAAGGUACUGGGGACGAACUAG
Molecule: messenger RNA, 315 nt
Organism: Chaetomium globosum CBS 148.51
Lineage: Eukaryota; Fungi; Ascomycota; Sordariomycetes; Sordariales; Chaetomiaceae
Exons: 3
Coding region: 1-315 (104 amino acids)
Biological process (GO): mitochondrial respiratory chain complex I assembly
Source: RefSeq, a predicted model, not a curated record